UAUCCCAGAGCUCAGCAGGACCCUGGGAAAGGGAGACAGAGGAUUUAGAGUCCCUGGAUAACAGUCCUUGAAAGGGGAGAAGGGUGUGGAGAAGAGAGGAAAGGAGCUGGAGACCACUCAGAAGAUGGAAUGUUGAGUGGGUGAGGCUCCUGCAUCUCUCAUGCUCCUGCUUCCUUGCAGUCACCAAGGUGGACCCGGAGCUGCCUCCUGAGCCCUCAGUCCCCGGCCUUGAGGGCUGGCAAGAGCCUGCCCGAGAGGCUCCAGCAGGAGGCGCUCUCUCCCCACCCCAACCCGCACACACAAAAUUGGGAAGCCUGGGCCUGGGCUCGCCAUCCCAGGGUCACUGGACUAGGAUGGGGGAUGGGCCUGUGACAAGAGGUGCCCUGGGUGUCCUCUUUCGGCCCCAUGGAGUCCUCCCCCAUCCCCCCGUCAUCAGGGAACUCUUCCACUCUAGGGAGGGUCCCUCAAACCCCAGGUCCCUCUACUGCCAGUGGGGUCCCGGAGGUAGGGCUGCGGGACGUGGCUUCAGAAUCUGUGGCCCUCUUCUUCAUGCUCCUGCUGGACUUGACCGCUGUGGCUGGCAAUGCUGCUGUGAUGGCUGUUAUCGCCAAGACACCCGCCCUUCGAAAAUUUGUCUUUGUCUUCCACCUCUGCCUGGUGGACCUGCUGGCUGCCCUGACCCUCAUGCCCCUGGCCAUGCUCUCCAGCUCUGCCCUCUUUGACCAUGACCUCUUUGGGGAGGUUGCUUGCCGCCUCUACUUGUUCCUGAGCAUAUGCUUUGUUAGCCUGGCCAUUCUCUCGGUGUCGGCCAUCAACGUGGAGCGCUACUAUUAUGUGGUCCACCCCAUGCGCUACGAGGUGCGCAUGACGCUGGGGCUGGUGGCCUCUGUUCUGGUGGGUGUGUGGGUAAAGGCCUUGGCCAUGGCUUCUGUGCCAGUGUUGGGAAGGGUCUCCCUGGAUGAGGGAGCUCCUAGUGUUCCCCCAGGCUGCUCACUCCAAUGGAGCCACAGUGCCUACUGCCAGCUUUUUGUGGUGGUCUUUGCUGUCCUUUACUUCUUGUUGCCCCUGCUCCUCAUCCUAGUGGUCUACUGCAGCAUGUUCCGAGUAGCCCGAGUGGCUGCCAUGCAGCACGGACCGCUGCCCACGUGGAUGGAGACCCCCCGGCAACGCUCCGAGUCUCUCAGCAGCCGCUCCACCAUGGUCACCAGCUCGGGGGCCCCCCAGACCACCCCACACCGGACGUUUGGGGGAGGGAAGGCAGCAGUGGUCCUCCUGGCUGUAGGGGGACAGUUCCUGCUCUGUUGGUUGCCCUACUUUUCUUUUCACCUCUACGUCGCCCUGAGUGCUCAGCCCAUUUUGACUGGGCAGGUGGAGAAUGUGGUGACCUGGAUUGGCUACUUCUGCUUCACUUCCAACCCUUUCUUCUAUGGAUGUCUCAAUCGGCAGAUCCGGGGGGAGCUUAGCAAGCAGUUUGUCUGCUUCUUCAAGCAAGCACCAGAGGAGGAGCUGAGGCUGCCUAGCCGGGAGGGCUCCAUUGAGGAGAACUUCCUGCAGUUUCUUCAGGGCACUGGCUGUCCCACAGAGUCCUGGGUUUCCCGACCUAUACCCAGCCCCAAGCAGGAGCCACCUGCUGUUGACUUUCGAAUCCCCGGCCAGAUAGCUGAGGAGACCUCUGAGUUCCUGGAGCAACAACUCACCAGCGACAUCAUCAUGUCGGACAGCUACCUCCAUCCUAACCCCUCACCACGACUGGAGUCCUGA
Molecule: messenger RNA, 1761 nt
Organism: Kogia breviceps (pygmy sperm whale)
Lineage: Eukaryota; Metazoa; Chordata; Mammalia; Artiodactyla; Physeteridae
Gene: GPR61
Product: G protein-coupled receptor 61
Biological process (GO): G protein-coupled receptor signaling pathway
Cellular component (GO): endosome; plasma membrane; signaling receptor complex
Molecular function (GO): G protein-coupled receptor activity
Source: RefSeq, a predicted model, not a curated record